AUGCCUAACCUUUGCGGUGUAAAUCAAAAACAACUUUCCGAUGCCCUUAUAGAAAUUAAAAGGAGUGCUACAACAAAUACAGCGCCCCCUUCUUUUGCUAAUAAAGACCAACAAUUGGUUAAUGGAGUUGGAAAUAAAUUUAAGAAUUUAUUCAGAGCCCAAGUCUCUGGAGGCGAUUCUGUGGCUGACAAAAGCAAUGAAAUAUCUGAACCGUUAGGAGGCGGCAAUGCAGAUUCUCCUCGUCAAUAUAAACUAACAAAUUUCCAUAUUCACAAAGUGCUUGGAAAAGGAAGUUUUGGAAAGGUAGGGGAAGGGAUUAAAAAAUUAUUUGUUUUAUUUGUUGGGAUAUAUGGGAUUUCUUGGAAGGGAGAAAAAAGGGAACUUCAGGGUUGAGAUAGAUUUUAAAAGAUAGAACGGGACGACCACGGAAAUAAUCUAGGCGACAAACGGUUCCCGAUAAUCCCGUUUUUCGCUUAAAUUCAAGAUUCCAGGACGGGGUUUUUGUAAAAUCCUUUACAGGAUCACGUGCCUCACUGUAAUAUAAAUUUGAGUUCGACAAAAUUAGAUUCUUUAAAAACUAGUAAAAACUUUGAUUAAUAUGAGACCUUAUGACCUGAAAUUUUAUUUUUAUAGAACUUCUAAUCAUAAGAUUAUAAAUAAAGUUGGGGAAGGUUUCUUUUGUUCCACGUUUGGGAAUCGAUUUAAGAAACAUUUUAAAAAUAUUUAAAAAGUCUGGAUUAUUGAAAUAUAAGAUAGAGGAACUUUUCCUGUUU
This is a messenger RNA of Meloidogyne enterolobii, 773 nucleotides long. Lineage: Eukaryota; Metazoa; Nematoda; Chromadorea; Rhabditida; Meloidogynidae. The record is from the annotation of a GenBank genome assembly.